This is a messenger RNA of Octodon degus (degu), 394 nucleotides long. It is a transcript of the gene S100pbp, whose product is annotated as S100P binding protein. The transcript is spliced from 4 exons. Bases 29 to 394 code for a protein of 121 amino acids. Gene Ontology annotation, cellular component: nucleus; cytosol. The record is from RefSeq and is a predicted model, not a curated record. NCBI's taxonomy places the organism in Eukaryota, Metazoa, Chordata, Mammalia, Rodentia, Octodontidae. Gene Ontology annotation, molecular function: calcium-dependent protein binding.
GGAUGUUCUUGACAAGGAUUCUGGGGAGAUGAAAGGCCGAGAGAGAAGAACGGGCAAAGUCAUUCCUGUUCUACAAACCAAAACCAGGACUAAUGUUUCAACACUUUCACAGUCAGAUCUAGAACAUCAGAAGCGAAUUUAUCUCAGGCGUGUCUUUGAUCAUAUAGAAGAGCCCGGGGACUUUAACCAAGGUCCCUCAGGGGAGCUCUAUACUUUGAUGGAUCGGCAGCAUCCUUCGGAUCUCACCAUGCGAAAUUACGCUCGGUUUCGACAGAAACCUCUGCAAAGAUACAGCCUUACUCAGUGGGUGGAGAGGAACAAGCGCAGCCACCAUCGGUUCCAGCGCCUUCCAGAUUUCUCAUACAGUCCCUUUGUUUCAUCCCAUCAGCAGUGA